CCUUUAGUCAGCGUUAUCGUUGCGGACGGACUGUUUUAAAAUGCGGACGCUGCUCUGUAGUGCAGCAGCUUGUGGAAAUUCAAAUGUUUAUAAACGCUUAUAAACUUCACAGAUUUAUUUGUUUAAUUUAUUAAUGUAUUCGUUUGCAGGCUCAGUACGGUCUCUGUGGAUAUUUUAGAGAGACGGUAGCCGGAAACUGCAGCUUGCUAAGUGAACUUCUGAGCAGUUUUAGCAAACGAGUGAGUUUCACAUUGGGUUAACACUGGAGGAGCUGCUGGAGGGAAUCGAGCAAAGUCUGAUUCAGAGAACUGCAGAACUGAGCUGUCGGGGCUUUUCUGCCUGUGCUCGCCAGCUGGAUGAGAUUUGAGUGUAUGUGGGACAGACUGAACAAACAAACUGUGCUGGUCUUUGGUACUUUUUGUAAUUUUCAUGCACGGUUUGUCUUCAUGGCCAUUUAGCCUUCAUUAACAACUCUGCGGUUCUGCAGUGUUUUCAGUAAUCUUUUGCAGGUGGACAUUACUGAGCAGACCAAACCACCUAAAAGCAGGCAAAAACCUCCAGGAUCUCAGUGGCUUCAUAAGCAGCUUAUCUUUCAACAGCUAGGUUAGAGCAGUCGUUAUUCAGGACUGCGACUCAGUCUCACAUUCAUUUCAAGCACUUCAAGUCUCCAUGGAUUUGUGAACGUGAGAAAUAUGAAGGGGUCCUUUGUUACUCUGCGUUGCAUGCUGCAGACAUCCAAGUAUCACGGUAUCUUCUCAUCUCUGGCUCGGAGACUGUCUUCAGCCAGUGGGCCAGGACCAAAGGUGUGCAUAGUGGGAGGUGGUCCAGCAGGGUUUUACACAGCACAGCAUCUCCUGAAGGCCCGGGAUGACGUGGUUGUGGAUGUCUAUGAGCGACUGCCCGUUCCGUUCGGCCUGGUUCGAUUUGGAGUGGCCCCAGAUCACCCAGAAGUUAAGAACGUCAUUAACACAUUUACGCAGACGGCCCAGCACGAGCGCUGCUAUUUCUACGGCAACGUAAACGUGGGUACGGAUGUCAGUGUGGAGGAGCUAAGGAAAGCUUAUCAUGCUGUUGUACUUAGUUAUGGGGCAGAAGCGAAUCGUUCUAUGGGAGUUUCAGGGGAAGGCUUGGCUGGUGUGUUCACAGCCAGAGAUUUUGUCGGAUGGUACAACGGACUUCCCAGCAACAAAGAGCUCCAGCCAGAUCUGAACUGUGAGACGGUGGUGAUUUUGGGGCAAGGCAACGUGGCGCUGGACGUAGCCAGAAUCCUGCUGUCUCCUCUGGACUUGCUGAAGAAGACAGAUAUUACCCAGCAUGCACUAGAUACUCUUGCAGCCAGUCGAGUGCGCAGGGUUCUAAUAGUGGGACGAAGGGGGCCUCUGCAAAUCGCAUGUACCAUUAAGGAGGUGAGGGAAAUGAUUAACCUUCCUGAUACUACAGCUGACAUGCUUACCGCUGACUUUGAAGGUGUACCUGAGGCUCUGAAAGACCUCCCCAGGCCGAGGAAGAGACUGACAGAGCUAAUGAUGAAGACAGUGAAAACAGAGAGUGGAGAACAUGAAGCAAAUAAGAGGUGGGGAUUCCGUUUCCUUCGCAGUCCUGUGGAAGUGCUCCCUGGGCCUGAUGGGAAAAGAGUUGCAGGAAUUCGUUUGGCUGUCAACAAGCUUGAGGGUUCUGGGGAGGACGCUAAAGCUGUGCCCACAGGCCAGAUGGAGGAUCUAGAGUGUGGUAUGGUCAUCAGCAGCAUUGGCUAUAAGAGUCUACCUAUUGAUCCAUGUGUGCCCUUUGACCCUCGCAGCGCCAUAGUCCCCAACAACAUGGGACGAGUGAAGGACACGGCAGGGCUGUAUUGCAGUGGCUGGGUAAAGCGUGGUCCGACCGGCGUGAUCGCCACCACUAUGAAUGACAGUUUUGAUACAGCACGAAUGCUACUGAAGGACAUGGAUUCAGGAAUGCUGAACCUGUCUGUGAACAAACCUGGUGGUCAGGAGAUCACAGCCUUACUCAGAGAAAGAGGUGUGAGAGCAGUGUCCUUCCCAGAGUGGGAGAAAAUAAACUUGGAAGAAGUGCGGAGGGGAACAGCUGUGGGAAAGCCCAGAGAGAAAUUCCUUGAAGUGAGAGAGAUGUUGGCAGUAGCCUGGUCCUGAACACAGUUGGAACAGUCCUCAGCGACCUAAACAAAUCCAAUUUCAUCAUUCUCUAGGUUUGAUUUGCUUGGAGAAAGUGGCCAGCUUCCGUUUGAAACAUUCUUCUUACAGAUGUACAAUGUAGAUCAGAUGUCUUCAAAUCUGGACCUCAAAUCCAGUCCUGGAUUUCGUAAUUGCUGGUCGUUAAAUUUAACAGUUUAUGUAACUGGUUGGCCACUUUCAUCGCACAUGACUUUUGAGUAAAAAGAAGGUGGAAAAUCUGUUGUACUUCAGUGAUGAGUGGUUUGAAUAUUGCUGACCUAGAUUCUGAUUUGCUUCUGUUGGCCGCAAAUAGUUCCAGGGCUCUGACUGGGCCUGGCAUCGAGCUUGAAUUUUAUAGUUCUAAUUUUGGAGCUCAUUGUAAUAACACACUGAAUCCUCCCCUCUUUCCCAGACACUCACUUCUGUAUACAAGUUCCCAGCUCUGGAUGCCUUAUGUGGCACUUGAAUAGCUUGUCAAGUAAUCAGUAGUUUGCACUAGCAAUCUUUGAGAGGGGAUAAAAUAAACUUAUGUAGAGCAUGGAGUCUCCAAAAAUGAAAUUAGUAUUCACUCUUGCAGUAAACCACUCUGUGUCAGGCCAGUAUCCAAUGCCUGCCAUUUGGAUUAUGUGGAGAAGCUCGCUUUAAGAUUUACAGACUUAUAAGUCAAACUGCUGCGAAAGUCCAUUACACCUUCAAAAGAAAAAAAAAUGCAAAGAAAUUAAAACUGUGUCAAUAAUGAGCACAAGGGUCAGUAGUUAGCAAAUGAGACCAUACAGUUAAUGGGGCCUUUAAAUUACACUACUAACUUUAUACUUCAUUUUGGCUGAAGUAAUUACAUGGGGUCAGGUUUCCCCAAAGCAUAUUCAUUUUAAAAGCAUCUGGAGUUUUACAAGGUUUGCACAGUUGGGAAGCAAGGCCAUUACUGUUCAACAGGAAUGGCUAACUUAAAGCAGCUGGUUUCUCUGCUUUAAUACUCUUAGUGAAAUUAGCUCUUUGUUAAUCAGAUCAAUCAGGGAAAACUCUAGGCUGAGCGGCAUCACAGCUACCUCAAAAACCCUGAUCCAGUGUUCUGCAGACAGAGUGAUGUCAUGGUCUCUCAUACCAUCUCUCUAUGAUUAGGUACAUGACAGACGUGAAAAAGGCCUUAUAGUAAUAUGUUUAGUGUUGUUCUUUUAAUGAUAUGAGAUAAUAUAAUUGUCUUUGUAAUAUACUUAAUAGAUUUAAUAAAAUUAUAAUACAUCA
Molecule: messenger RNA, 3410 nt
Organism: Colossoma macropomum (tambaqui)
Lineage: Eukaryota; Metazoa; Chordata; Actinopteri; Characiformes; Serrasalmidae
Gene: fdxr
Product: ferredoxin reductase
Exons: 12
Coding region: 693-2147 (484 amino acids)
Biological process (GO): ubiquinone biosynthetic process
Cellular component (GO): mitochondrion
Source: RefSeq, a predicted model, not a curated record